AUGGCUGUGGAACUCUGUCUGCUGCUGCUGCUGCUGUUUUGUGGAAGUACUGUUUCAGAGGUUCAGCCUAUAUACAAACCGCCUCCCGGGACUUUGGAUUUUGGAUUUGUACCUGCCAAGACGUAUGAUACAGGUGCAUACCACGAACCCGGGCCAAUAGGAAUUUUGUUUAAAAUAGUCCAUGCUUUCCUGUAUUUAGUACAGCCCAAUCCUUUUCCUCAAGAUCUCAUCAGAAAAGUAGCACAGCAGAAGUUUGGGAAUACACAGGGCGAUUAUCAAAAGCCAGAAAAUGUUGUCCUGACUCUCCAGGCCAUCUACUAUGAAAUCGGUUUUAUAGUCUCCGCAGCCUUGGGAUUGCUAUUUAUUUUGUUACUGCCUCUUGUGGGACUUUGCUUCUGUAUGUGUCGUUGCUGUGACAACUGUGGUGGGGAAAUGCAUCAAAGACAGAAGAAAAAUGCUGACUGUCAGAGGAGCUGUUUUGCAACAUUUCUUUUUGUUGCUUCUUUAAUAAUAAGCAUUGGAGUACUUUGUGCAUAUGCCGCCAACCAACACUUAACUAGUCAAGUCCGAGGAGCAAAGAAACUGGUUAACAGUAAUUUUAAAGAUCUGAAAGUUUUCCUUAACGACACUCCAGCGCAAAUUGACUACUUGGUGAGCCAGUACAACACAACCAAGGAUAAAGCACUCUCUGACCUAAACAAUGUUGGACCUUUGCUCGGUAGCAGAGUUCAAGAACAGCUGGGGAAAGAAGUGCGUCCCGCACUUGAUGCGGCUUUGACAAUGGCAGGAGCAAUAAGAGAAACGAAGGAGGCACUGGAAAAUGUGAGCGUCUCUGUUGAGGUUUUGCAGGAAGGCACUGAGAGGCUUCAUGCAAAUUUGACAGACGUUAAAAUGCACCUGAGCAACACCCUCAAUGAUUCUGCAUGCUCUGCAGCACAGGCUGCCUCAACUUGCAAUAUCAUCAGGAAUUCAUUAAAUCAACUGAACAUUAAUGCCAAUUUUAGUGGGUUGCCGGGGGUGAGCUCACAGCUAGCCAAGGUCAACGAUGUCCUUAAAAUAGACCUUUCUAGUCUGGUUCAGAAGGGUUAUGCAGCAUUUAAUGAUACUCCAGACUUAGUGGUGAACCAAACUAAGAACAUCUUAUCAGCUGUUCCUUAUAUCAAAAAUGUGCUGGAAUCCAUUGGUUCAAAUAUCAGCAGCUUCACAAAAACUCUCCCUGUUCAGAAGAUUUUAGCAGAUUUGACAAUAUAUCUUACACAGAGUGAAGCAUAUGUUCAAGAUUACUUUCCAGUAGUGGAGCAGUACGAUUUUUACAGGUGGCUGGGUUGUCUCAUUCUCUGCUGCAUGGUGGUCUUGAUUGUGGUCUUCUACUAUCUUGGAUUGCUAUGUGGAACCUGUGGUUAUGAUAAACACGCUUCUCCAACAACCAGGGGCUGCAUUUCCAACACUGGAGGAAACUUUCUUAUGGCUGGCGUCGGAUUCAGCUUUCUUUUCUCCUGGGUGCUGAUGAUUGUAGUGGUGCUCACUUUUGUCACGGGUGGAAAUGUAGAAAAACUGGUCUGUGAGCCCUUUGAAGAUAAAACUUUAUUCAAGGUUUUGGAUACUCCCUACUUACUAAAUCAGCACUGGAAAAACUAUCUUUCUGGCAUGCUCUUUAAAAAUCCAAAUAUUAAUUUGACUUUUGAAAAAGUGUACAGUGAUUGCAAGGAAAACAAAGGAAUUUAUACUUCCCUUCACCUAGAGCACCUGUUCAAUAUCAAUGAAUUUCUAAAUAUCAGUAUGUAUACAGAAGAUGUAGCACUUCGAAUUGAACAUAUUCAGAUAAAUCUCAGCAAAAUCAUUCUGCUGGAUGAAAUAGGGAAGGAGAAUCUUCUGAAUUUCAGCUCUUCGGGAAUAGAUGGGAUAAACUUUGGAGCAUAUUUAACAGAGAUCAAUAAAAGUGUAACCAAGGUUGAUCUUCUGUCAUUUGCUAAUGACUUAGAAGCAAGAGCAGACCAGCUGCCAAAAGGAGCACUGGAAAAUGCCUUAAAAGGACAUGCAAACAAUAUUCGGAUGAUUCAUAACCAGCAAGUUGUUCCACUAGAGCAAGCUAUGAGCACUUUAAAUCAGAGCAUUAGGCUUCUGAAGAGGACAUCAUCUGAACUUAUGGUUAAGGUGAAAAAUGUCAUUAGCGCUGUUAAUGCUGCCCAGCUUCUCAUAAACAACAAUGCUUCUCUAGUUAUUGUCCAGGAAACAAAAAAGUACAUGGACACCAUAGUUGGCUACUUCGAGCAAUACAUUGAUUGGGUGAAAGAGUCGAUUGCCAUGGAGGUAGCAGCAUGCAAGCCUAUUGCCAAUGUGAUAGAUACAGCAGUAGAUAUAUUUUUAUGCAGCUAUGUAACUGAUUCUGUGAAUACCUUCUGGUUUGGUUUGGGAGGCUCUUCAAUAUUUUUAAUUCCUGCCAUAAUUUUUGCUGUAAAACUCUCCAAAUACUAUCGUAGAAUGGAUACAGAGGAUGUGUAUGAUGAUACAGAAAAUGGUAAUAAUGGUUAUCAUAAAGAGCAUUUAUAUGGUAUACACAAUCCUGUUAUUACAAGCUCUGUGGAACAGUGGUAA
Messenger RNA from Cygnus atratus (black swan), 2595 nucleotides. RefSeq names its product prominin 1 (gene PROM1). The record is from RefSeq and is a predicted model, not a curated record. The transcript has 26 exons. Gene Ontology annotation, cellular component: apical plasma membrane; cilium; microvillus. NCBI's taxonomy places the organism in Eukaryota, Metazoa, Chordata, Aves, Anseriformes, Anatidae. Gene Ontology annotation, molecular function: cholesterol binding. The coding region runs from base 1 to 2595 and encodes 864 amino acids.